CUGCAUGUCGCAGUCGUCGCAGUCGUCCGUGGGUAUCUCUGCAGCAGAAUGUCAACUAAGACUUCAAGUGUCUUGCCAGAAGGAUUUUCAGGUGGACCUUUAGGAUUGGGAGAACCGGAUGACCGGCGUCUUCGGAAUGUGGAGAAAGAGAUCCUUAUACCACAGAGAAUGCGUGACAGAGCGAGAGAUGAGAAAUGCACGCAACUGGUGGAAAAAUUCGGAGUCUGCUGCAAAAAGCAGGGACUUUUACUGCCAUUUCUCUGCCAAAAAGAGAACAAAGCCCUGAAGGCAUGUCUUGUGGAGUGGUACAACAAGCCAGAGUUCCGCAAAGAGUGUACAGAGCAGUAUUUGGCAGAGAGAUCCCACUUCAGAGAGACCGGAGUUUGGAAAAAACAGAGGAAAAAAGAAAGUGCUACUUACGUUCGCUGAAAUAACUGUUUGUAUUGUAGGUAAGAAUAAACAUGCAUCUAUGUGAAGACAUA
Ornithodoros turicata is the source of this 482-nucleotide messenger RNA. RefSeq names its product COX assembly mitochondrial protein homolog. The coding region runs from base 49 to 429 and encodes 126 amino acids. Lineage: Eukaryota; Metazoa; Arthropoda; Arachnida; Ixodida; Argasidae. The transcript has 4 exons. The record is from RefSeq and is a predicted model, not a curated record.